Ustilaginoidea virens is the source of this 924-nucleotide messenger RNA. RefSeq lists its product as uncharacterized. Gene Ontology annotation, cellular component: mitochondrion. The record is from RefSeq and is a predicted model, not a curated record. NCBI's taxonomy places the organism in Eukaryota, Fungi, Ascomycota, Sordariomycetes, Hypocreales, Clavicipitaceae. The transcript is spliced from 2 exons. Bases 1 to 924 code for a protein of 307 amino acids. Gene Ontology annotation, biological process: mitochondrial respiratory chain complex III assembly.
AUGGCCUGCGAAUCCUGCUGGUCACAGACGCGCGGCCUGGCGAGGGUCAGGGCCUCCGCCCGAGCAUCGGCCAGCUUCGCCCCUUGGCGGACCGUCCAGCACGCCCGCCCGACGAGCCCGCGCCUCCCGCAGCGGCCACCGACGCGCGCGUUCGGCGACACCGCCCCCCGCCGCAUCCUGGGCAUGGGGUCCUCGCUGCGGGAGUCGUACCGCGUCCUAGGCGCAACCGAGAAGCUGUACAAGGCGUGCGCCCAGCCGGCAGACUACCACAUCAGCGAGGCGGCCCGCAAGAACGACCGCGUGCGGCGCCUGCCGGACGGCGAAGAGCUGGGCGAGCCCCUGGACGGCCGCAACGUCUGGCACAAGACUUUCGGGCUGCAGCCCAGCUUCAGCACGUGGUCCCACGUCACGAUGCUGCAUCUGUAUCUGCUCAACGCCCGGGUGCGCUGCCUCGAGCGCGACGCCUACCGCAACUGGCAGCAGCAGCUGGUGGACCACUUCUUCUUCGACUGCGAGAAGAAGAUGCACCUGGACCACGGCAUCACGUCGUCGGCCCUGCGGCAGCGCUACCUCAAGGACAUCUUCGUCCAGUGGCGCGGGCUGCUGCUCGCGUACGACGAGGGCCUCGUCAAGGGCGACGCCAUCCUCGCCAGCGCCGUCUGGAGGAACCUGUUCAAGGGGUCGGCCGACGCGGACCCCAGGGCGCUGUGCGCCGUCGUGGGCUGGAUGAGGAGCUGCCUCGCGUCGCUGGAGCUGGUGUCGGACGCCGACUUUGCGCACCGGGCCGCCGACACCCUGGCCAAGCCGGUCGACGGGUUCUGGACGAGGCUGGAGGAGCCGUUUAAGCGGGCGUUUGUGGAGGAAGUGUCACGGGGGGCAGAUGCGAACGGAUGCGGCGGGCAAGGAGGGGCUCGCCUAGCUUGA